GUAAUCUGCAUAAAUUGAUAUCAGACUUGUUUUAAAACUGACAAAUAUAGAUUCAGUUUUUGUUAUGAUAUACUUGUAGCUGGUGAAUAAAACACAUUCGCUGUAUACAGGGAAAAUUUCUUUUCGAGCGAACUACCACAUUGUAUAAAAUGUUGAAACAGGAAGCUUUUUCGUUUUUCUAAAACGCAUAUACUUUUGUAAGGACGAACGACAAACAAUAAUAUUGAUCAAAAUGAUUGGGACGUUUAUUUGUUUAAAAUGUAUUUUGAUAUAUUUCCAUUUAACAGCAGCCCAGUUAUCUCAAAAGGAAACGUUGAAGAAUAUUACAGAAUGCGUUCUCAAUGCCGGUAUUAGAUUAACCUGUGCAGGGGACGAGGUGAUUGCAAUACAUUCCCUACAAUAUGCCUACCACGUCCGUUGUGAUGGAACAUGUUGUAAUACCUAUACAAGUACGCACUGCUUUGCUGAUGCUGAAGAUACAGACAUUCAAGACAUCCGUCGUGACUGCUCAGGCAGGUCGUCCUGCAACGUACUUAACCUUCCAGAUAAAGUAUCCUUCUGCUCAUUCGGUUUAAAGGACAUUUCUUAUGUAUUUCUACAAUACUUUUGCAUACCAGAGGAAAGACUAGCUUCCAUAUGUUCAAACGGACAAACACUUACGUCAGACGAUGCUCCACUCUAUUUGACAAAUGAUAAUUAUCCGAGUGUAACGACCGGAAGUGAAUCAUGCUCCUGUUCCCUUGAAGUAUACUCCUGCUCUUCCAGCAUUAACAUGUACAUAAUGGACGCAGAUCUGUACUUAGAUACAAGUAAUUGCUACCAGACCUUAGAAUUUCUAGAUGGAUCUGAUAAAACUCUGUAUGUGAUUGGUUGUGAAAGUCACUACUUGAACCAAAUAGAAAACAACACAGCGAAUAGCCAUUAUCUAAAAAUAGAUUUCAUCAAUAACAGUACGUCAAACCAAGAAGGAUAUUUUUUCAUUGGCCUCGAAGCUUCAGAGUCUGGAGCAUCUUUCCGCCUCAGCUGCAGCUAUGAAAAAGAAACAUGGUGUGCCGGAUGUGGUGAUGUACCAGUGAUCGCGAAUGGAAAUGUAGAACUCAGCAAUGUGAACGAUUCCUCCUACGAAGCAGCAGCAAAUGUUAUCUGUGAUUCAGGAUAUGAAACAAAUACGCCUACUAUAAAUUGUCUUGCUAAUGGUACAUGGCCUGAUCCGGUUUGUACAGAGAAAGACUGUGGGACAUUGCCAGCAAUUUCUUCAGGAAAAUACGAACUAGUCGGUUCCAGUACAACAUUUGGAGCUUCGGCUAGAGUCAUGUGUGAUGAAGGGCAUAAGGCUGAUAAACAAAGUGUAAAUUGUCAGUCCACAGGGAUAUGGGGAUCCGCUGUCUGCACGUUGGCAGAUUGCGGAACAGUGCCGGACGUAGUCAAUGGUAAUGUAACUCUUAACAAAGACAACAACACGACGUUUGCAGCUACUGCUUCUGUAGCAUGUGAAGAGGGAUAUCAACCAGCUAAAGUCUCAAUAACUUGCCAGGCUUCAGGAAAGUGGGAAACGCCUUUGUGUGAAACCGUCGAUAAAAGCACACCUUCAUAUGGUGGGUCUAAAGAUGACAAACCAGCAUUAAACCUUGUGCUUAUCAUUAUCAUUGUAAUUCUGUGCACGUUAUUCCUUGUACAGCUCGGAAUUAUGUGCUUUCUUCAAUGCAAGAUACAUAGCAUACGAAACAGAGCAUCAGCCCAGUUAUCUCAAAAGGAAACGUUGAAGAAUAUAACAGAAUGCGAUCUCAAUGCCGGUAUUAGAUUAACCUGUGCAGGGGACGAGGUGAUUGCAAUACAUUCCGUACAAUAUGCCUACAAUGUUAGUUGUGAAGGAACAUGUUGUCACACCUAUACAAGUACGCACUGCUUUGCUGAUGCUGAAGAUACAGACAUUCAAGACAUCCGUCGUGCCUGCUCAGGCAGGUCGUCCUGCAACGUACUUAACCUUCCAGAUAAAGUAUCCUUCUGCUCAUUCGGUUUAAAGGACAUUUCUUAUGUAUUUCUACAAUACUUUUGCAUACCAGAGGAAAGACUAGCUUCCAUAUGUUCAAACGGACAAACACUUACGUCAGACGAUGCUCCACUCUAUUUGACAAAUGAGAAUUAUCCGAGUGUAACGACCGGAAGUGGAUCAUGUUCCUGUUCCCUUGAAGUAUACUCUUGCUCUUCCAGCAUUAACAUGUACAUAAUGGAUGCAGAUCUGUACUUAGAUACAAAUAAUUGCAACCAGAUCUUAGAAUUUCUAGAUGGAUCUGAUAAAACACUGUAUACGAUUGGUUGUGAAAGUCACUACUUGAACCAAAUAGAAAACAACACGGCGAAUAGCCAUUAUCUAAAACUAAAUUUCAUCAAUAACAGUACAUCAUACCAAGAAGGAUAUCUUUUCAUUGGCCUCGAAGCUUCAGAGUCUGGAGCAUCUUUCAAGCUCAGCUGCAGCUAUGAAGAAGAAACAUGGUGUGCCGGAUGUGGUGAUGUACCAGUGAUCGCAAAUGGAAAUAUAGAACUCAGCAAUAUGAAUGAUUCCUCCUACGAAGCAGCAGCAAAUGUUAUCUGUGAUUCAGGAUAUGAAACAAAUACGCCUACUUUAAAUUGUCUUGCUAAUGGUACAUGGCCAGCUCCUGAUUGUACAGAGAAAGCCGCCUGUACAGCAAGUCAGUGGAGAUGUACUAAUGGAGACUGUGUGUUAGACAGUCAGAGAUGUGAUAAUGUUCCCGACUGCACGGACCAGUCUGAUGAAGAAAACUGUGGUGAUUGUUUGCAACGUCCACUGGAGACUGUAGAGACUGGUGUUUCUUCAAACAUAGGAGCUUUCGUCGGUGUUGGCGUUGGUACUUUCGUAACCACCCUAAUUAUUGUGACCAUUGUUUUUACCCUUUACAGAUGCCUGCGACUUAGACGAAAGCAUACACAGAAAGAUGUAAACAAUGUUCGUGAUGCUCAUAGACAAAAAACAGGCACAGGAAUUGAUAGCGAAACUUCGUUAACAUAUGAAAGUCUAGAUGACACUAAAAAGGAAAGAAAUCUGUACAGCCAGCUUUCAGCUUCAAACGAAUAGCUUGACUAAGUCACAAAAGAAAAUAACGCUUAGUCACAUGAAAAUGGAAACAACAUCGCAUGAUAUUUCAGACUACAUCAAUGUCAAAAUAUAAAUAGAUAGUGGCAUUCAUUAGAUGAUUAAUCAAGAAUCCCUAUUGACAGUUUUAAUAAUAAGUGUUUGUAAUUUGCGUUGUGUGUUGUGCUGAUUGCUGCUAUCAUUACAUUUUCGAAUUUACAAAACAAUUGCCUUAGUAAAUUACCAAUUUUGAUAAAUUGUUUGUAUGCUAAGAAUAGUUAAGCUGAAACGAUCGAUCUACAAACUAGUAUAGAUCAGAAAAAGAAAUCUAGGCGCAAUCCUUGAUUCGAAAAUGGACAUGGAAAAGCAUAUAAGUGCCGCAUGUCGAUCUUGUUAUACACAGUUGCGUCAAAUACAACAUAUAAGGGACUACAUCACCUCCGAUGCCACAAAGUCGCUAGUAAACUCCCUGGUUACCGCACGUCUCGAUUACUGUAAUGGUCUUUUGUAUGGCAUUCCAAGGUCUUGUUUAAACAAACUUCAGAAUGUUCAAAAUGCGGCUACACGUCUAAUUACGAGAACACGCCGUAACGAGCACAUAACACCAGUGCGUAAAGAACUACAUUGGAUUCCUGUACCAAACAGGGUGGAGUUUAAGAUCCUGACCCACACCUAUAAAGCUCUUCAUGAUCGUGCCCCUAAAUACAUCAAGGACAUGCUUGAUGUAUACAGACCUUCAAGAAAUUUAAGAUCACAAAAUUCAAAUUUACUUGUUGUGCAAAAACCACGUACUGUAAAAUACGGUGACAGAGGUUUUCGACAUGCUGCACCAAGACUAAGGAAUGCUCUACCUAAUGACAUAAGAAACUGUGGAACACUCGCAUCCUUCAAAAAAUCAUUAAAAACACAUUUAUUUGUAAAAUACUAUGGACAGUGACAAUGCAUAUGUAAUAGUCUGACUGUGACUUUGUCAGCUUACCAAUCCUAAUUCUUUUCUUAGUCUCGUUAUGAAUUGUAUUUUAAACACUUCAGUGUUGUUUUCUGCGUAAAACUGUUUUAGAUGUAAUUUGUGUUUAACCAGACAAUUUGUGCUGUUUGUAGUCAUAUGCUUUAAAUUUUGAUGGAAUUAUGCCUCUUUUUAACUUAGAAAGUUUGGUUAAAGUUUUUGAUAAAGUAAAAUCAAAUAUCUCUGUUACUAUCAAAGCUAUUGACUUGAAACUUAAAAUACUUAUUUACCAUCCCAGGAGAAACAAUCCCCUUCAUUCUGAUUUGAAUUUUGACAGAAUUAUGCCCCUUUUUAACUUAGAUUUUUUUUAUUUAUUUUUUUUUUAAAUAUCUCUAAUGCUAUUAAAGCUCUGUACUUGAAACUCAAAUAGUUGUUUACAAUCAAAGUCUACACCAGGAGACACAAUUCCCAUAACUCUGAUUUGAAUUUUGACAGAAUUAUGCCCCUUUUUAACUUAGUAUUUUUGGUUAAAGAUUUUGAUAAAGUCAAAUAUCUCUGUUACUAUCAAAGCUUUUGGCUUGAAACUUAAAAUACUUACUUACCAUCAAAGUCUACACCAGAAGAAACAAUACCCACAACUCUGUUUUGGUUUUUGACAGAAUUAUGCCCCCUUUUAACUUAGAAUUUUUUGUUAAAAGUCAAAUAUCUCUGUUACUAUUAAAGCUUUUGACUUGAAACUCUAAAUAGUUAUUUACAAUCAAGGUCAACACCAGGAGACACAAUUCCCAUAACUCUGAUUAGAGUUCUGUCCCUUUUUAACUUGGAAUGUUUUUACUGGCAAAGCUCUAAUUCAGAGUCAAGCACUGAGAAAAGUCGAGCGCGCUGUCUUACGGACAGCUCUUGUUUUUUAGAUAGUCUCUUGUAAUUCUAUAUAGAAUGGCCAUUUACUGAUGAUAUGUAUGAUUUUUAUUGUUUGUAUAUAUAUAUAAAAUGUAAAUGGAUGAGACUCAAAUAAAAAAAUAAAAAUAUGCAUAGAUAUAUUGCAA
This is a messenger RNA of Mercenaria mercenaria, 5083 nucleotides long. RefSeq lists its product as uncharacterized. Gene Ontology annotation, molecular function: protein binding. Bases 233 to 3094 code for a protein of 953 amino acids. The record is from RefSeq and is a predicted model, not a curated record. The transcript has 16 exons. Lineage: Eukaryota; Metazoa; Mollusca; Bivalvia; Venerida; Veneridae.